ACAAACUGUCUGAAUUGAAGUGUCAAACGUAAAAUGUGAAAUGUUGACUUUUAUGAAAAAUUAAAUUAUACUCAAAUAUUUAUUAAAAUAUUGUUAUUCAGUGUGCUUAAGUGGAAUAUAAUAUUAAUUUGUGGCUCUAAUUAAGAAAUAACUCGUUUCUAAAUAUUUUCGUUGAAUUUUGAAAAUCCGAACAGAUUUUAAGCUUUUCUACACGUCACGUACAACAAUGAAUCCCUUAGAUAAAUAUUGGGGAUUUUACAAUUGAUUUUUACAAUUUUAUAAAAAUGCAAUCUAAUUUGAAAACUAAGGAGAUGUUCAUUUUGAGAGCUCUUGAGAAAAUUUUAAAUGAUAAAGAAAUCAAAAGAUCCUAUCAUUCUCAACUCAAAAGAGCUUGUGAAGCUGCACUAGAGCAACUUAAAAAGGAAACAGCAGAAACGCCUAAAGAAGAAAAUAUAUCAGAUGCACUUCCGCAACCCAAAAGCGGAGAUGCCAAUAUUCUUACAACAGAAAAAUAUUUUCUCCCCUUUGAAUUAGCUUGUCAAAGCAAAUCUGCAAGAAUAGUCGUUACAGCUUUAGAUUGUCUACAAAAGUUGAUAGCUUAUGGUCAUUUAACAGCAAAUGUACCAGAUUCUACAACACCAGGAAAGUUAUUGAUUGAUAGGAUAGUUGAGACUAUUUGCAUUUGUUUUACUGGACCCCAGACUGAUGAAGGUGUUCAACUUCAAAUUAUUAAAGCCCUUUUAACAGUUGUUACAAGUCAAUAUGUCGAAGUUCAUGAAGGUACUGUUCUUAUGGCAGUACGAACCUGUUAUAAUAUUUUCCUUGCCAGCAAAAAUUUAGUCAAUCAAACUACUGCUAGAGCCACUUUAACACAAAUGUUGAAUGUCAUUUUCACUCGAAUGGAAAAUCAAGCCUUAGAGGCUGAAGUCAGUUCUGAAAUUCAUAAUAACAAUAUAAAUCAAAAUGAUUCUAAUUGUAAGAUGGCCAAUGAUGCUGAUUCAAAAUCAGUUAAAUCUUUAAAAGUUGAUAAUGGUGAAAUUAAACAUGAAUUACAAUUAACAGGGGAAAUUAUUGUUGCCGAAAUUAUAGAAAAUAUUGUUGAUAAUGUAAUGCUGGAAGUUGUAGAUAACAAACAAGUUGAAAUACUAAAUUCACCUGAAAAUGAGACUCAUAGUGUUACAUCAUCAAUGACAAGGAUACCCUCUCAAGAAAGCAUGGAUACACAAAGUGAAAAUGACUCAGCGGUAACAGCAAAAUUUACUCAUAUUCUUCAAAAGGACGCGUUUCUUGUUUUUAGAGCUCUAUGUAAACUUUCAAUGAAACCAUUACCAGAAGGCACACCUGACCCAAAAUCCCACGAACUUCGCUCCAAAAUAUUAUCCCUUCAACUGCUCCUUUCUAUUCUUCAAAAUGCUGGUCCCGUAUUUAGAUCCAAUGAAAUGUUUAUAACGGCCAUUAAACAGUAUUUGUGUGUAGCUCUAUCUAAAAAUGGAGUUAGUUCGAUACCAAAAGUUUUUGAAUUAUCGCUAGCAAUAUUUUUAGCUUUACUUUCUAAUUUUAAGCUUCAUUUGAAAAUGCAAAUCGAGGUAUUCUUUAAGGAGAUAUUUUUGAAUAUUUUAGAAACUUCCAAUUCUUCUUUUGAACAUAAGUGGAUGGUAAUCCAAGCUCUGACUCGUAUCUGCGGUGAUGCUCAGAGUGUGGUGGACAUCUAUGUAAACUAUGACUGUGAUCUGGCUGCAGCCAACUUAUUCGAACGUCUAGUCAAUGACCUAUUCAAAGUAGCACAAGGUCGACAUUCUAUAGAACUAGGUGCAUCACCAAAUCAAGAAAAAGCAAUGAAACUUCGAGGCUUAGAAUGUCUCGUAUCCAUAUUAAAAUGUAUGGUAGAAUGGAGUAAAGAUUUAUAUGUAAAUCCUAAUCUACAAUCAACUGUUGGUGAACAAGAACAUCGGGAAAAUGAUAAUUUAUCUAUUAAAUCACAUGGGGGAUCUUCAAAUAGUCUACAUUCCAGUGAUAGUGGAGGGAAUCGAGAGAUUUUAGAUUCACCUGAACAGCUAGAAGUAUUGAAGCAACAAAAAGAACAUAUGACACUAACGAAAAACGAUACAGCAUGCUUACCUAAUUAUUUUGGGACGGUAUGGGAAACAGGCAUAGAAAUGUUCAAUCGAAAACCUCGAAAAGGAAUAGCUUAUCUUCAAGAACAAGGACUUCUAGGACCAACUCAUCAGGAUAUAGCGAAAUUUUUACACAACGACGAACGGUUGGAUAAAACUUUUAUCGGGGAGUUCUUGGGGGAUAACGAUGAUUUGAGCAAGCAGGUUAUGUACGUGUACGUCGAUCAAAUGAAUUUCACCAACAUGGACUUUGUUGCAGCACUUCGACACUUCCUAGAUGGGUUCAGGUUACCAGGCGAAGCACAGAAAAUAGACAGACUAAUGGAAAAAUUUGCUAGCAGAUACUGCGAAUGCAAUCCAAAUAACAGCCAUUUUGCAACAGCAGAUACAGCUUACGUGCUUGGUUUUUCUAUAAUCAUGCUCACCACAGACCUCCAUUCUCCUCAAGUAAAAAACAAAAUGACAAAAGAGCAAUAUAUCAAACUAAACAGAGGCAAUACAGAGAGUAAAGAUGUUCCUGAAGAAUAUUUGUCUCAAAUAUAUGAUGAAAUAGCUGGUCACGAAAUUAAAAUGAAGAAUCCUGUAAAUAAGCCUGGCAAACAACAGAUUAAUAGCGAAAAACGUAGAAAAAUUUUAUUCAACAUGGAGAUGGAAGCUAUUUCGUCUGCUGCUAAAAAUCUUAUGGAGUCUGUUUCUCACGUACAAGCACCAUUUACUCUAGCAAAGCAUUUAGAGCAUGUUAGACCGAUGUUUAAGAUGGCGUGGACGUCGUUUUUGGCUGCAUUCAGCGUCGGUUUACAAGACUGUGAUGAUCCAGAAGUAGCUGCUUUGUGUUUAGAUGGAAUAAGAUGUGCCAUAAGAAUUGUCUGUAUAUUCCACAUGCCUUUAGAACGGGAUGCUUAUGUACAAGCUUUGGCAAGAUUUACGCUCCUCACAGCUAAUUCUCCGAUAAUGGAUAUGAAAGCAAAAAAUAUAGAUACAAUUAAAACACUUAUCAUGGUAGCCCACACGGACGGAAAUUAUUUGGGGCCGAGUUGGUUGGAUAUUCUCAAAUGUAUAUCACAGUUAGAACUAGCUCAAUUGAUAGGUACCGGAGUUCGACCGGAAUUUUUAUCAGGACCUGGUCAUAAACCUCCUUAUCCUAGUUCAAAAGAACAUAUUGGUCAAACGAGUUCCCAAAGCGUGGUAGUUGCUGUCGACAGAAUAUUCACUGGAUCAACUAGGCUUGAUGGUGAUGCAAUUUUUGAUUUCGUCAAAGCUUUGUGUAAAGUUUCUCUUGAAGAAUUAGCUUAUCCAGGUCAUCCCAGGAUGUUUUCCUUGCAAAAAAUAGUAGAAAUUUCGUAUUACAAUAUGGGAAGAAUUCGAUUACAAUGGUCAAGAAUAUGGCAGGUUCUUGGAGAACAUUUUAAUACAGUAGGAUGUAAUUCCAAUGAAGAGAUCUGCUUUUUUGCUGUGGAUAGCUUAAGACAGCUCUCUAUGAAGUUUAUAGAAAAAGGAGAAUUUUCGAAUUUUAGAUUUCAAAAAGAUUUUCUCCGUCCAUUUGAGUAUAUCAUGAAAAAUAAUGUUUCCCGUUCGGUUAGAGAAUUUGUAGUACGUUGUGUAGCAAAUAUGGUUAACUCACAAGCAAAAAAUAUUCGUUCGGGUUGGAAGAAUAUAUUUUCUGUUUUUCACUUGGCUGCUGGUGAUCGAGAGGAAACACUAGUUGGACUUGCUUUUGAUACAACUGGAAAAAUAAUCAUAGAGUUAUAUGAAAAACAAUUUCCAACUAUGAUUGAUUCGUUUCAAGAUGCUGUCAAGUGCUUAUCAGAGUUUGCAUGUAAUGCUAGAUUUCCUGAUACAAGUAUGGAAGCGAUCAGACUUUUAAGAGCUUGUGCUUGCAGUAUAAGUGGUGCUCCUCACUUAUUUGCUGAACAUGGAGUUUUAGAAACUGAUGCAACUGUAUCAGAAGAAGAUAGAGUAUGGGUACGUGGUUGGUUUCCACUUCUCUUUUCAUUAUCUUGUGUAGUCAAUAGAUGUAAAUUGGAUGUGAGAACUCGUGCUUUAACAGUGCUUUUUGAAGUAAUAAAAACAUAUGGUGAUACAUUUAGUCCUCAUUGGUGGAAGGAUCUUUUUAAAGUUCUAUUUAGAAUAUUUGAUAAUAUGAAAUUACCAGAAAAACAACCAGAAAAAGACGAGUGGAUGACAACGACAUGCAACCACGCCCUUUAUGCUAUUGUAGACGUUUUCACGCAAUACUUCGAUAUGCUAGGACCGCUUCUCUUAGAGGAAUUAUAUUCUCAACUUCAUUGGUGCGUACAACAGGAUAACGAACAAUUAGCUAGAUCCGGUACGAAUUGUUUGGAAAAUUUAGUUAACUCAAAUGGUAAUAAAUUCAACCAAAACACUUGGGAAAAGACAUGCCAAUGUAUGCUGGAUAUAUUCAAUUCAACGUUGCCGUCAGCGCUGCUUACUUGGAAACCAGAAUCUAUGAAAACUAUGGCUGUGAUCGAGCAGAAUGGCGAUGUAGGACCUAAUAAAGGUAUUUUAAAACGAUCCAGCUAUCACCAAGAUGUUAGUAUCGAUAAUGCGGAAGUUUUUAAUAGUCUAGCAAUAAAAAGUGUUGUACAAUUGGAAUUAAUUCAAACAAUUGAUAACAUAGUUUUCUAUCCGGCGACAUCUAGAAAAGAAGACGCCGAAACGUUAGCAUUCGCAACUGCUGAUAUGACAGGUGGAGGAUCUUUGACUGAAUGUCAAAGAGAAGAACAAGGAAUGUAUAGAUUAUUAAGCAGUCCACAUUUAUUGCAGUUGACAGAGUGCCUUCUACAAUCCCAUCGGUUUGCAAAGGCCUUCAACAUCAACCAUGAACAAAGGAACUUACUUUGGAAGGCUGGUUUCAAAGGUUCAACAAAACCCAAUCUUCUAAAACAAGAAACUCAGAGUCUGGCGUGCUUGUUGCGAAUAUUGUUUAAAAUGUAUUGUGACGAAGGUAGACAAGAGCAUUGGCCUAUUAUUGAAACUACUUUAAUAACGGUAUGUCAAGAAGCAUUGGAGUAUUUCUUGAGUCUUCAGAGCGAAAAUCAUAGAGAAGCGUGGACGUCGUUAUUGCUACUAGUCAUGACUAGGCUGUUAAAAAUGCCUGAUAGCAGAUUUGGCGUACAUACUUCCCGAUAUUACACCCUUCUUUGUGAAAUCGUUUGUUUUGACCUAAAGGCUGAAUUAAGGUCGAUAUUAAGAAGAGUCUUCCUGCGAAUAGGACCAGUUUUUCAUAUUACCGCUACAUAGUUGAUGACAAAAUCGUAGUGUCAGUCACUAUUUAUCUUAGCUCUGAUUAUAUUCUUUGGAAUACUUUGAUAUAUCUCACACACUCUAUCAACUGUGUUUUUACCUAUAAGUACAAAAACUACAUGAUAGUGGAUGACAAGGUCUCUGUUUUACUGAAGAAGUAUUUCAUAUCGAAAUUCCGUCUACUGUGAUUUGUACUUAACAUAUUUUGUUCUAUAUUUGAUGACUUGCGAACAUAUUUUUCCUUUUAAUGUAUUCUGUGAUUAAUAUGUGUAAACGAAGUUUUAAAACAUUGGAUCUAAAGGAAAAUUAUCCGAGUUAUGAAUAAUUCAUUUAUAUGUGGUCAACACAAAAUAGUUUCACAUAACAAAUAGUACUUUCAUGAUUGGACUGUGAGAUAUUUAUGUUUUGUUGUAAAUUAAUUCAAUAUUAAAGUUCUUAUUUCUUGUUUUAAAACUCCUUUUUGGGAAAGUAUAGCUAGUAAAGAAAGAUAAAAAUCUUCCAAUCAAAGUACGAUCACAUAACGAAAUUAACUUAGUUUAAAACAAAAAUCUUGAAUACUAUAAUGUAAUAUGUCUUAUAACAAUAUUUUCAGUUUUCCCAUCCAGAGGGAAAACUAAUAGCGCUGAUAAAACCGAUACAACAUUUAAAUUUGAAAAAAGCUUACGCAGAACUUUGAUAUUUAUCUAUAUAAUUUCCUAAUAGGUCUUUUUAAUGGUUCUUGAAAAAGACUGUAAAAAUGGUCGCAAUAUAUGACUGUUCAGGAUUGCAUCUUAAACAAACUUUCGUUCAACUCCAGUAAUGGAACGGUUUGGUUAGAAAUAUAUGGAUUUAAAGAUUGUGCAUAAUAUUCUAAGUAUACCUACGGUAAUUCAAAUAAUUACUGUAUUUUGUGAAUGCAGAUAACAAAGUUUUAAUUUCAUUUUUUUAUUAAUUAAAAAAGAAGUUGCGAGCUUCCAUAUUUGUAUUCCUCCUAUUCUCCCUAACUGUUUAUACGUCCCAAAACAAAAAUACUAACAAAAUUUGCUCUAAUGAGAAAGGUUGCAAUUGAAGUAAGAGCAAUUACGUCUUAAAAUAAAGUAGGUUAAUAUCUUUUGAGAAAUUGUAAAAUAAAAAAAACAAUUUAUUUAGUCUGAUACAGAUCUAUAGUAAAAUAAUUCAUUAUCUGCAUAUAAAACCUAUUAACCAUAUAGAUAAAGUAAAAACUAGCUUAUAGCAUGCAGUUAUCAUAACUAUAGUCAUCCGUGGGUGCCAUUGAAAAGACCUAUAGCAACAAGGAUUGCUUGAAAGCUGCGAAGUCAUAAUAGAAGAGUAUUUUCAGAUAAACCUAAAGCACGAUUGUUAAUUUUUGUUAUAACACUGAAGUAAUAAAGUAAAUAAGUAAUGGAAUUAUAUUAUUUUUGCCUGAGAUAUAAGUUUAGCUAAUCCUGCUAUGUCACAUUGAAAAAGUAAAAUUGCCUUUAAAAUUGGGAUAAAUAAAGAAUUUAGUUAGGUUUGGUCUUUAACAAUGAUGCGAAUUAUUUUUUUAAAUUGGUUAUUACUGAGUUUUAUUAAAGGAUCUGCAACAAUUACUUCAGCUUCUUCUAGUUAUUUCAGCAGUCCAAUAUAUAGAAGAUCAUCCAUUACUACAAUCCCUUAUAUUAAUGAUUUAUAUACAAUUAUAAUGUUUAAAACACUUUCAAUAAAAAUAAUAGGGUAGAAUUGUAUAUUUACAUGCGAAUGCGAGUGAAAUGGAGCACUCCUCUUUGGCGGGAGCAUUCCUAUUGCGAGGAGAGGGCAUGAGAAUCCAGACAACAAUAAAUGAUCAUUCAACUAUGACAAUUGUUGAAUGUAUAUUGAUUAAUAUAUGCUAGAUAUUUUUAGUUAGAACAGAUCCAAAUUUACACAAAUUAUAGGACUAAAAAGAUUAGUUCAUAGUUUUGCAGCGUUGCACAAAAUAUCAAGCAGAAAGAAUCAAAAAUCCAAAUGACUAUUCCCUUUAUUACUCCCAAUGUCAUAUUUUUUAUAUAUCCUACUAAUAUCAUUUUAUUAUGUGCCUAGCAGGUGACAAAAUAAUAGUAAUGUAAGAGUUUUAGUUGAAAAUAGGAAGUUCAGUACUGACCUGUAUGAAUGGUUACAUGUUAAUACAUCAGUUAUUAUUGUGGUUAAAUUUUCCAAAACGUGUAAUAGUAACCAAGUGUUGAUUAUCCAUAGUUUUUGCUAUAUAUUUUCAAGAGAUUAGAAAGAAACACUAAAAUAAUUUUGUCUGUUCAUCAUAGUAUUUGUUCACUUUUCUGUAUGUUUGGUCGACCAAGAAAUAUAUUGUAGAUAAAAUAUAAUUGGAGAAAUAAUUUUCGUUCAGUACUUACGCAUCUAAAGUUAUUAAAUAACAAAAACUCUGGGUUUUUGCCACCAUCAUAUGUAAAUACCAUUUGUUGAAAAUCAUUCCAUACUAAGUGAUAAUGAAUACAUAUUUAUCGAGAAAAUAGUAUAUUGUGCAACUAGUGCAAAAAAUAAGAUAUUUAUACAAGUGUGACAAAAUGAUAAACUACAAGCUACAUAUGUUGUACAUUAUACUUUCUGACGACCUGCACGAAAUAGUUAAUUUUAUUUUACACAUAACUUUCUGUGUUAGUUAAAAAAUGAAAUAAGUAUUUUGAGUAGGUCAUUCGAAAAAAUUAUUAUGUGCCUUCAUAAUUAUGUAUAUGUUAUUUUAUCAUUUGAAUAUAUUGUAUUGCACUUUAUUAGUUUUUAGAAUGAAGUAAUCGUCAAAUCCUGAUUUUUAUAGUAUGAAAACGAUUGUUGUAGAAGGAUUCGGAUAAAUAUCUUGAAAUUAUUUUUACUAAUCUAAUUUAUGAAAUGUUCAUUAAUAAGUAAUUAAAUAUAUAUCUUUUGUCUGUAAUCUUUUAUUAUGUUCAUACAUAUAUUAUAUGCGGACCAUUUAGGUCCAUAGCCUUGUAAUUUCUCUCCACUUCUUUCAGUCCCUUGCUUUUUCUCUUCAGCUCUGGAUAUUUUUCUCUCUAAAGUCUUCUUCCACUACUUCCCUUCACCGUUUUUUCGGUAUAUCUCUUUUCCUCUUGUCCUCUGGUAUCUUCCAUGCAACUCGUUUCAAGAGUCUGUCUUUGUCCAUUCGUUCUAAGUAACCUAGCCAUUGUAACUUUCUUGUCUUUAUAAACGUGCUGUGUACUAGUAUGGGAACAAGUGGUUAAAAAAAUAUGUAAGCCAUCUUCAAAUCAUGUUUUCAUUAAACAAUAAAAUCGUUUGUAGCAAUUAUUUCUAUUAGUUUUUUGUGUUAAGCUUCCUGAAUGUUACACUUGAAAUCUGCUACCAUGAAUAACCUCUUUCAUCGUAAAGAACUUAGUGUUCCAAUUUAGGAAGAGAUUUAAUAAUAUCAAGUGUGCAUUUUUACAUAAUAUUACUAAUGUGUGAAGUUUGAAUAUUUGGGAUAUUCUAAAUUUAAUUAUAUUAAGAACAUAUAUGUUUGACUCUGUCAAUCCUGAAUGUCACUUGUAGUUUUUGAUAAUCUUCCAACAUAUAGUAAUAGAUACUAUUAUAUAUUAUGCACUUGUGACAAUCUCCACUUAUUUAUUAUAACUCAAUUUAAAUUGUAUGUUUUCGAAAAUUUAGAUGCAAUUUUAAAACAUUUUAAGAUAUUUAUCUGACAUUCUUAUUGGCUGUAUGUAGUCAAGUUAAUACCAUGUUAUUUAUAUUUAUUAAAUUCUGUAGGCAUCAAUAUUUUAGACUUGUAAAUAAUAUAUUAUAUAGGAUAUUGUUAUUGUGUUAAUUUCAAUAAAACUACAAAAGCUUAAUAAAAAGAGAUUUAUUAGUAA
Molecule: messenger RNA, 9184 nt
Organism: Diorhabda sublineata
Lineage: Eukaryota; Metazoa; Arthropoda; Insecta; Coleoptera; Chrysomelidae
Gene: Sec71
Product: brefeldin A-inhibited guanine nucleotide-exchange protein 1
Exons: 18
Coding region: 285-5375 (1696 amino acids)
Biological process (GO): regulation of ARF protein signal transduction
Molecular function (GO): guanyl-nucleotide exchange factor activity
Source: RefSeq, a predicted model, not a curated record